AUGGAAGCUAUAAGCGGUAAUCCAAACGAACAGAAGAAGGCCAAGCAUCGAAGAGGACAUAAGGAAAGAAAAGCUGAAGAGGAGAAUUUGAGAAAAAUGAAAGAGCAAAGCUUAAGGAAAAAGAAAGAAGCGGGAAUGAGAAUGGAGGACGAUGAGGACGAACCAAAAAAUGCACCCGAUGAGGAAGGCUAUGAAUCAGAUAGUGAUGAGAAAAGAAAACGAAGAGGAGAGAGCCGAAAAGGAAGACGUCCUGAGAAAUUGAAAACGUCUCGGCUUGUUGAUGAGGCUUUUCAGAAAGCUGCAAAACUGGUUCCUCAACAAGUACGGAGUGAUAGCGCAGCACACUCUCCACCAGAAACCCCGAAGGAGAAAAGGUACUUCAUUUGGAACCUAUCCUUGGCUCCACGUCAGUUGUGA
This is a messenger RNA of Cooperia oncophora, 417 nucleotides long. The record is from the annotation of a GenBank genome assembly. NCBI's taxonomy places the organism in Eukaryota, Metazoa, Nematoda, Chromadorea, Rhabditida, Trichostrongylidae.